Molecule: messenger RNA, 2546 nt
Organism: Scatophagus argus
Lineage: Eukaryota; Metazoa; Chordata; Actinopteri; Scatophagidae
Product: complement C1q-like protein 2
Exons: 2
Coding region: 245-1024 (259 amino acids)
Molecular function (GO): protein binding
Source: RefSeq, a predicted model, not a curated record
CCAUCCAUCCAAGCACAACGCGCUGGUCAGUGUGCUGCCCAGGGGCUUCAGGCACCAAUUAGAAGCGCUGGACCGAAGGAUGCGCACUUAAUAAACUUCAUCUCUUUUCUUUUUGUCGUCCUGAAAACCUCUGUCUCGUGUCAAAAUUCCCCCUCAGAGCGGCUCCACGGAUCUCCUGUCGUCCGUUGGUCCCCGAACAGCGCGGAGGAAGUGGUCGGUGGUCUUUUUGGUGACCGCUGUCGCGAUGCUUUUGUUGGCUCUGGCCGUUGCCGUCCCGUUACUGCUGCUCCGCACCUCCGAGACCGCCGCUCAUUACUACGAGAUGAUGGGCACCUGUCGGAUGGUUUGCGAACCGUACACCACCAAACCUGGAGGCGCCACCGCCAUGGAGGUGAUCCAGAACCUUAACGGUGUGGCUCCGCAGCCGCCGAUGGCGCAAGGGAGUCGCGGGGAGCCCGGGCGGCCGGGUAAACCGGGUGCCAGGGGUCCUCCGGGAGAACCAGGACCCCCGGGUCCGAGAGGGCCACCGGGCGAGCGCGGCGGCGGUAAACUCGCCUUCCCCGCGUUAACCGGAGCUGCAGGGGGUGAGAACGGCGACACAGAGGGCGGGAACUCCACGGCCAACAGUUUCAGGAUCGCCUUUUACGUCGGUCUGAAGAAUCCUCACGAGGGAUACGAAGUGUUAAAGUUUGACGACGUGAUUACAAACUUAGGGAACCACUACGACCCGAGCACAGGGAAAUUCACCUGCCAGGUGUCCGGGAUCUAUUUCUUCACCUACCAUGUGUUAAUGCGGGGAGGAGACGGGACCAGCAUGUGGGCCGAUCUCUGUAAAAACGGACAGGUGCGGGCCAGCGCCAUAGCUCAGGACGCAGACCAGAACUACGACUACGCCAGCAACAGCGCCGUGCUGCACUUGGACUCUGGGGACGAGAUCUACGUCAAACUGGACGGUGGCAAAGCUCACGGAGGCAACAACAACAAGUACAGCACCUUCUCCGGUUUCAUCUUAUACCCCGACUAAAAACAACCACCAAAGGGAAACAUGAAAACUGUUUCCAUUCAAGUUUAUGAUCCAGUAUGUUUCUCCUCUUUUAAUGAUAGGUGUCACUACGCACAGGCUUACCUGCAUCUGUGUGUUCCGUUUAUUUAGUCAAAGACCUUCUUGUAUAUGUAUUUAACUUAAGUUAAGUUCAAUUGCUCUACUGUCAUCAGACCAAUAGAGAUUGUGCCAGGGAUUGCAGACCCAAAAUCGAGUAAAAGCUCCGAACCGAGACAGCAUAACAUUCCUGAAGUUUCUUUGAAUUCAGAUGAACACAUCUCUAAAAUGCUUUUGGGGAAAUGAGCCCAUGCAGGCCUCACUGGCUGCUUACAGGCUUAUGAAGUACUAAUGGUGUGUCAUACUUCAGGCUCAGCUAAUGAAAUAAUUGAUGUCUAGGAGUAAAAUGAAUGUCAGAUAAGCUGAUUUUAGAGCAGCAGCGAGCAGCAGCAGUGUUUGGACUUAAGGCCCGGUCACACCAACAUUUAAAAUUUUUCAUGUCAAGCUCAACUCGAGCGAACUUUGAUACACAAAUUUGUAUAAUUGAUCAGUUGUUAACCUUCAAGGGGACGGAGAGCUUGAGAGUUCAAAAACGAGCAAGUUUUGUUGCAGUGUCUAGUUUUAGUUAACCUCGUCUGCCUGAGUAUAAAGUGCUGCAAAUAAGAGGAGUGGUUUCUAGGCAAUUCUGAAUAAACUUUAAACUCACUGUCCUGUUCGCAACUACACUAACAAACUUGUACUUUUCAGUUUAGUAAGCAUGCUAGCAUGCUUAACUCUUCAAUGAUGUACAACCCUGAGAAGAAUAUGACGAGCUGAGGUCACAGCACAGUACAGAGGAACUCAGAGAGCUACCACGACUGACUAGUGCUGACAUGUUGCUGUUUUAUAAGCUGAAAACAAUGAGGUCCGUGGAAAGUGCCAAAGAUGACGGGCUUCACAUCCUAAAUGCUUUGGAUAAGGUGCACAAAAAUGUAAGGUAGCAAGCCAAAUCGUGCUGCUAUAUGUAGUCUUCAGUGUUUGACAAAACCACACAUGACUGAUAGAAAUGGAUGUCUUGCGUCAAUAUUGAAUCAGUUAUAUUUUUGUUCUCAUACAUGCAAAUAAAUAUUGUUUGACAAAAAGUUUGCUUAGCGUGACAAUCUCUCAACAGGACAAUCUAAGUGAAAGCAAUGACACACGCAAAGAAGAAGCUACUGCUAAGCCAUGUGCAACUUUCGCAUUUUGUUUAAUCUAAUGUCAGAGCUCUUUGUUUCUGCAAGCAAUUUGUCCGUUCACAUUUUGCUCCACGGGCUGCCUGUCUUAAUGUGUUGCAUUGCACUGUAGCCUACAGUCCUGCAGUCCAGCUCACAGGUUCCAGGUGCCCCCCGCUCCCCUGCUCUCGUUUGGUGUAUACAUUCAAAAAGGUUACACUGAGGUCCUUCGUAUUAAGUCCAUCUCAUGUUUUGUAUUCUAGCGUGGAGCGUUCAAAAAAUCCUUCCUUAAAUCUUCCGUUGCUGCAAAUGCCAAU